GAUGCGUUUGAUUUGUGUGCAAUCUACAGGUAACCCCGUUUUUCAACCACACUUCAACCACAUCAACAGUCUUUGAACGUCUCUUUACCAAACAGAUCUCUAGCUCUAUCGCCGUCUCAACAGUCUCUCCAUUGCUUUACAAUCAUCGCAGGAUUGUGAAGCUUAUUUUACAUGGAGGGUGUUGGAGGUGAUGGUGCCACAGUAGUGGCACCUUUGAACCAAUGGAGGCACGAUGCAUGGAAGCUUUUUCAGUUUUAUUUAGAUAAAACUACACCACAUGCUGUCUAUAGAUGGGUCGGAACUGUAGUUUUAGCAUUCAUUUAUGCUGUGCGGGUUUUUUAUCUUCAAGGAUUUUACAUUGUGACCUAUGGUCUGGGCAUUUAUAUACUGAAUUUGUUGAUUGGGUUUUUGUCGCCUCUUGUUGACCCGGAGAUGGAACCUUCAGAUGGGCCUUUGCUACCGACAAAAGGUUCGGAUGAAUUCAAGCCUUUCAUUCGCCGCCUCCCCGAGUUUAAGUUCUGGUAUUCCAUUACAAAGGCUUUCUGUAUAGCGUUUGUCAUGACUUUCUUCACCAUGUUUGACGUUCCCGUCUUUUGGCCCAUAUUACUCUGUUACUGGAUCGUGUUAUUUAUCCUUACAAUGAAGCGCCAGAUUGUGCACAUGAUUAAAUACAAAUAUAUCCCAUUCAACAUUGGAAAGCAGAAAUAUGGUGGCAAGAAAUCUGCAGCUAGUAGCAGCGGCUCUCGUGGGGACUAAAGUUCAUCUCGUUUAUGACUAGACCAAAUGGACGAGGAUCAAGAAGAGAAGAGAGUGAGAGAGGAGACAUGCAUUUACAAAGAUUGAUCGUUAGAUCUUUACUUUGCAUUAUUUACAUUAUUAUGGAUUUGAUGAUGGAGUUGCGAACAUGUAGUUCACUUGUGCUGCAUUGUGGAACCUUACCAGCUUGCUUACUUCGUAUUUGCAAAGGUGAAAGUUUUUAUUGUUUAUACAAAUAUCUUCGUGAUUCUUGAGGAAGUUUAUAUAUUUAUUCAUUUAUGUAUUCUUUUGCCUACCCUCCACGGUAAUCGGCAUUGUAAUCGAGUCCUAGGGACAUACAAUCUAUUUUGUACCUCGCAUGCACUUUCAGUUUCAUUAAAUUCUUCAUCGCAGGUUGAGACU
Molecule: messenger RNA, 1158 nt
Organism: Cornus florida
Lineage: Eukaryota; Viridiplantae; Streptophyta; Magnoliopsida; Cornales; Cornaceae
Product: protein RER1A-like
Exons: 4
Coding region: 172-756 (194 amino acids)
Biological process (GO): retrograde vesicle-mediated transport, Golgi to endoplasmic reticulum; protein retention in ER lumen
Cellular component (GO): Golgi membrane
Source: RefSeq, a predicted model, not a curated record